Acanthosepion pharaonis is the source of this 471-nucleotide messenger RNA. Lineage: Eukaryota; Metazoa; Mollusca; Cephalopoda; Sepiida; Sepiidae. The record is from the annotation of a GenBank genome assembly.
AUGGUGCUUAGCCCCACCCACCGUCCUCUUUUCUCUCUCUUUGAUUCAUAUUUUCUUCAAAGUGUUUCUUAUUUUUACAUUUUUAAUAUAGUUUUGUUUCUUUUUAUUUUAUACACUCAUUCAUUGCACCAUUUCUUUUUUCUAUUCUUCAUUUUCACUUUUUCUAUUCUUUUUUUCCUUCUUCUCUUUCUCAUUCACUCUUUCAUUUUUUCAUUAUCAUGUCUUUGUCAAUUUAUUCUUGCUGUUUGUUUCUUUUUUCUUUGCAUUCAGUUCUUUCAGGCCAACUUAUUCUUAAGUGGAUUUCUCCUCAUUACCCUUUCUAUUAACAUAAUCAUAUUCUAUCAAAUCUUCACAUUUUAUUUUUCUUUCAAACUUUCUUUUUCAUGUUCUGUCCAUCUACAAUUAUUCCACUACUUCUUUUACUCUGUCAACUUUGUUCUUCAUCCACUUGUACCUUCUUCAUACUCAUAA